AUGGCCCUCGACGCAUCCUACUCGCGCGACUUUGUGAACAAAGUGUCUCAAGGGGUCCCUCUCCAGGACGCUCUCGACGCUGCUAUCGCUUCAGAAACGGAGCUACGAAAGAUUUUUGCCACAGACCGUGCAAAUAAGCUCGUCAAGGACCCGUAUAUCGGCCUCGUCGAUGUCUUUGACGCUCCCGACGCUAUCAAGCGCAUUCACGCUCGAGACGUACCAGAUGGGGACGAUAGUCCUCUCCGUUUUGCCAAGCAUGUCUUCCCGCUCAAGACCAAAGAUCGUGUCGCCUCGGGCGAGUAUGCAAUAGCGAGCACUCUUGACGAGUUCCGUACGUCGUGGAACGUCUUCACCGAGGGGGCACUCAGUCAGUUGACCGACUGGAGCAACGUGGUUGCCAGUGGAGGUUCAGUCCUGGCAAGUUUGCUCCCACUCCCUGCCUAUGCUCGGGGAUCCAAACGCGGGAUCCGAAAAUACUUCCAUGGGGAAGCGUACUCUUCCUCGGACAUAGAUUUAUUCUUGUACGGAUUGACGCCGGAACAAGCGGAGAAGAAGGCUAUCCAGAUCUACGAGGCUGUUCGGGACUCUGUCCCAUGGGAUACCGUGUGUGUUCGAACUAAACAUUCCAUCGCCAUUCAUUCUCAGUAUCCAUAUCGACCAGUCCAAAUCGUUUUGCGUCUCUAUGCAUCUCCCGCGGAAAUUCUGGCUGGGUUCGACAUCGAUUGCGCUUGCUUUCUCUAUGACGGUUCUCGUGUUUUUGGUAAUCCUCGUGGUCUCUCGGCCGUAAUGUGUCAAGCAAACCUAGUGGACAUGACCAGAAGAUCCCCAUCGUAUGAAGUCCGACUUGCCAAAUACGCACAGCGCGGAUUCGAGGUCCACGUCCCAACCCUCUGUCGUGAAGACAUUGAUCCCACCAUUUUUGAACGCUCAAUCAACCGCAUCGAGGGUCUCGCGCGACUGCUGGUUCUGGAACGACUUUCCAAUCCAGACGAUCGUACAAAGUAUCUCGAAAGCCGCCGGGAGCUACGCGGGCGCCCUGAAACAGUAGGAUAUUCUCGAAGAGCCAUGAGGCGUAGGAAGAGAGUCAAAGGCGACGUUCGCGCACAGGCUGCUCUCUUUGGCGGUCUUUCGUCGUCCGACUAUGGCACGCAAUCGUUUCAUAUUCCAUAUGGACCAGGAUUCGAUGCAAAAAAGUUGACAAAGUUUAUCUAUGGCACCGACCUAGGCAUGAACUCGACGUUUAAUCCCAAGAACAAGGACCGGCGCCUUCAUCGACAUCCCGCUUUCUUUGGAGAUAUGCAACAGGUGAUGGAAGACUGCUGCGAGUACUGCCCGGAACCGCUCACAGUGGAAGAAAGGGAUCUCCAAGUGGAAGAGGACAAGACGUACAUUCGCGGUCGAGUUGAAUUCAUGCAAGAGGAUCCAGGUCGGCAGAUGAUGACUGGCAGCUUCCAUCCUAUCGACGAAGGCGAAUGGAGUGCUCAAGCGUAUCUCGGUCCAGUCGAGAAGCUGUUCCAAGCUAUUGCUAUCCACGACAUUGAGACCGUUCGAGAUAUACUCGAGGGAGGAUUUGAUCUCCAGAAACGAGACCAUGUCGGGCGCACCUCGCUUCAUCUCGCCAUCCUCACGGGCUCGACAAAAAUUGCCGAGUAUCUUAUCGACGCUGGUGCCCGUAUAACCGCCCGGCUGGUCGAUGGACGUACUUCGCUGCAUCUAGCUGCCCAGUAUGGGCUGAAUGAUGUGGUUAUCAAGCUCAUCGAGAAGAGCAAACUCAACGAAAUUAAAGCUGAAGAAGAUAGAAGGGCGACAGAGGCCAGGAAGCGUGAAGAAGAGGCGGACCAAGAUACCGAUGUCUCUGAAGACGACGAUGAGGCGCGCGCAAGCUCUGAAGACGACUGGGACUCUGAAGAGGAUGAAAAACCAAGACGGAAGAACAAGCAGCCGAAACCGAACGAAGCGACUAUGCCUGUGAACGAACAGGCUGCGGAGGGUGGUGCCAUCCCUGAAGAUAACGAGGAGCAGCCCGACAUUCUAGAUAUCAACGUGCCAGACUGGGAUUACUUCUAUACUCCGGUUUGUCACGCUAUUGCGGCCGGCCACAUUCAAGUUGUGAGCACCCUUAUCCAUGCUGGCGCAGAUAUCAUCUCGCCUUUCAAGAGGGGCUCGCAGUAUGCGCAGUAUACAGUAUAUCCGCUCACUCUCACGCUAUUUAUCGACGAUGAACACCUCGCAUGUGCUAUUGCGGAGAAGUUGAUCGAAAAUGGCGCGACGUGCACGGCAGCGGACGAGAACUUGCGCACCGUCUUCUAUCAAGCGGUACUGGCGCAAUCCAUUUCGCUCGUACGCACAUUCCUCAGAGUCGAUCCUAAUUCCAAGUCGGCCAUCAAUUUUGUCACAUCUUUGGGAAAUUACCGUGGUGCUGCCACGCCACUUGUCCGUGCUAUUGCUCUCAACGACCGACCCAUGGUCGCAUUGCUCCUCGCGAGUGGUGCUGAGGCUCGGAUUACCGAGGAAAUGUUCGAUCGAUCAUGGGAGGCUCAGGGAAGCGUGGAGUCGACGAACCGAUAUGUAUAUCGGCCACAAAAGCAACCAUUCCAGUGGUUAGCCGACUCUUUUAUGCCCGUCGAGACGGCUAUUGCUGCAGGGAACGAUCUCGUUUUCCCGUUGAUCGAACUUGGUGCAGAUCUCAACCUUGGCCUCAAGUCGUUCCAAAAUGCCUAUAGCCGGAACUAUGCUAUUACGAUUCUUGACGGGUUGAGAGAGGCAAUCAAGGAUGCAGAGAACACACUCCAACAUUUGCAGACCUUGAAUACCGAGGACCGAAAAGCUACAUCUACGAUCACCUCUCCAUUUGGAUUCUCAAACCUGACAUCGACCUCUCCUGGUUUCACUCUCGUGCCAUCCCCGACGCAGACAUCAACCGACGAGAACCUUGCCAGCUGGUUGUACGGUCAUUUUGACUCGUAUCUCGACUUGAAAUUGGCACAAGCAGCUAAAAAUGCUCCAAAGGCUCUGCCCGAGGUUACUGAAGAGGACGCCAACAUCGUUCAGAAGGCUGCCGUGCAAACGGCCAAGGUCCGUCUGGAGUGGCUAAGGGACAUUGAGCAAGUCACUUUGGCAUAUGGAGGAAAGGGCGUCAAGGAACUCCACCCAACAAUCACUGAGGACAUGAUCCAGAGCGGUGGCCAGCGGCAUUUCGGUGGCUUUUCUACACCUAUCAUAUCUUCGAACGCCAAUUUUGCAAGUAGAGUGCCCAAGCCAGUAGAUCUGGAAUACAAGCUCUAUCGGGAUGCUUAUCAUCAGCACGAGAUCGUCCCUGCACACCUCAGAGGUCUUUACGGACGACUCUUCGAAGCAUGUUGGAAAGGGGAUGUUGCAACGAUCCAACGGUUGUGCUUGCCGCCAAAGGAUGGGAAACGGGAGAAAGACACCACAUACUUGCAAGUCGCGGCUUUUGUCACCUUGGCCAAUUGCGAUAGCCGUUUCAUUCCUGUGAAAGGAUCAUCAAUCGCUGUCAUCGCAAAGCAGUGGAAUGCAGCCAAAGCCAUUUUGGCGAUAGCAAGUGCGCAAUACGAGAAGAAACAAGGGAACCCCAAGAGCUUUAACUAUUCUGUCAGUGACAGCGACGACUCUGAUGUGGACGACGACGAAUCGGACAUGAACGAGCCGGAAGCAAUGACAAAGCCAGUGUUAAUCGACCUUGCGCAGAGACUUUCAGUGGUCAAGACUUCUGUCGCACCUGAGACAUUUUUUGGCACAGAGGCGUUUUACCCAUCGGUGUAUGGUGAAAUCCUACGUCACGGUGGUCCGCUUCAGCAUUCUAUCUACUCUGGUGAUGUGGAUACACUAGAUAAGGUCCUUGAACUGGGUCGGCUCUGUGACCCGGUGCAGACCAUCAGUGUGGGUCAUGUCCCGGCUGCCCUUGCUUUCGACAAUCCCAAGAUGUUGGAUGCUCUCAUCCGUCGAUUUGGAAUCGGCAUCGCCGUCGAGGACGACGAUAACGAUAACGACGACGGACAUGGGGACGAGGCAGAUAGCGGCAAGAAGGUCAAGGUUUCCAAGACAUACCUCGGUCUCAACGUCAAUGGCAAGAAACGCAAGGACCUUGCGCAACAGGCAGACCCAGAUGCGCCUGGCAUUGUGGAGCACAUGGGCUUGCCGAUAGUAUGGCAGGCCGCACAAGACAACUGCCUCGGGAUUCUCGAAUGGCUCAGUACCUCCGCGCCGCUCGACGCAUAUAAGCACUACAUGGCCACAUCCAAGGACGACCAUGCGCGUGCUAUGCGCAAAAUUCGCGAUUUUGACCACGUCUUUCCUUCGUUGAUUGGAGCGACAAUCACAGCAAAUGGUGAGAAUGUUGUGUUCGCUCAUUUGAUGGGAGGCGGCAAUCUCGAUACCUUGAAGAAGCUGUUCGCACUGUUUCCAACGCUCAAAGCAUCGUUUGUCGCUCGGCGUUUGAGGGGAAUCAAUUCGACUGUCCUCCAUCACGUCUGCGGGGCGAAUCUGAAGCCAGAGAUAUUCGACUUUUUUGUUGAGCGUGGAGCAGAGGUUCUUGCUGUGGACAUAAACAGGCAAGGUUCGAUUGCGAACAUCAUUCAUCAUCUCGUCGCUCGUGGUCACUUGGAGUUGCUCAAGCACGUCUUCUCGAAACUCAACAAGGACCAACUUGCCACGAUGCUCUCAACGCAAACAAAGACCUCUCAAAGCACCCCCCUUCUUAUCGCCGUAAAGAAGGCCGACUCUGACAUUGUCAAGUUACUCCUGUCAUUUGACCAUCCAGUCACAUCUCAGACUCUUUUGACAAGAGAUAAGCAAGGAAACUUGCCAAUACACGUCGCCGUGCGCAAGGGCUCUCCUCAGCUUGUCCAAGCAUUGUUCGAUGCCAACCCGAAGACCAUCUUUAUGGAGAAUGCAACAGGUUCAACAUCUCUGGAAUACGCCGAGUAUCUCUACGCACUUUGGCUCGCACAAUCCGGACCCAAGAAUCAGACCUAUGUCCCCCCCCUUACGUGGACCCCCACUUCUGGUCCUCCCCCUAUUCUCGCAGCCCCGGCAGGUACCAACUUUUCGCCUUGGUCCAAAGUACAUUAUUUUUUAUCAAGGCUCAAUUCCGAGCGAGUGGUGAAUCAGGUAACACCAGAGGAUGUCGAGGCGCUUUCUCAACUUAUCGCAUCGCUCGAAGCAGAGGGAAGGCUCGAGAGCAACCACCAAGUCAGGCAAUCACUUGAUCGGUACCUCUGGAGGACGCGUACAGCUGCCAAAGCAUGGGAGGAGCUAUCUGCGGUUCGUACUAAGGCUCAAUCUAUCCAGCGGACCAUACAGGAAGCGCAGCGACAGCAGUCUGUGGUUACUACAUAUACGGGCGAUAUUAUUGCUACGUUCUCUGGAUAUGCACAAGACCCACUCCAAUCGAAUGUCCGAACGCUAUACGUACCCGCGAAAGAAGUUCGCGACAUUCUUCUUCGAGCCGCCUCCACGUCGGGGAUGACACCGCGCCGUGAGCUGGUGCACCUCUUGGAUGCGCAGCGGGCAGUCGAGUCUGCAUUGGAGAAGGCGACUGGAAACAAUAGCCCCUACGCUGGUUAUCAGUUUGGUGCUGUGAGCCAGCACCCCUGGAGAUAUCGUGGAAGGUCCAAAAACAUCGAGGACCGUAUCGGAGACAUGGCUCUGGAAGAGAAGCAGUCGUUCCGCUUCACGCUCAAUCUACAGGUGACUCUUAUGCAUGAGUUUUAG
Serendipita indica DSM 11827 is the source of this 5733-nucleotide messenger RNA. The record is from the annotation of a GenBank genome assembly. NCBI's taxonomy places the organism in Eukaryota, Fungi, Basidiomycota, Agaricomycetes, Sebacinales, Serendipitaceae.